This is a messenger RNA of Macaca mulatta (Rhesus monkey), 1770 nucleotides long. The record is from RefSeq and is a predicted model, not a curated record. Lineage: Eukaryota; Metazoa; Chordata; Mammalia; Primates; Cercopithecidae.
GCGGUUCUGGGCGGGGAGACGCGUAUCGCGUAGCGCGAGGGCAAAGGGCGGUUACCCAACGGCCUUCGCUUUCAUGGCGUCCUCCUUGGUGUUACCUAAAACUAAAGCCAAGUGUGAUUAGAAGGCAAUACAAAAGCUUAAGGAAAACCUCAGCAGUUGAAACCGUGAUGCAGUUCAGCAGAGAAGUAGCUCGUGUCCUCGUAAAAUGAGUGAAGUUCUCACGGACAACCUCAUUGAGAUUUAAACCUCAGACACAGGGAGUUGACCUGUUCACCUUAAAAUCCUCUGGGGCACCUGUUACAGUGUCUGUACCAAGGAGGUAAUAAAGAACAGGGGAACAGACUGGAGCAGAAGGACCACUCAGCACAGCCAAGCCAGAUCCUGACCCUCAGAGGCCUGAUGUGAAUGCUUAUGGCUUCAGUCCGUUGGAUUCUGCAGUAACCUGCCAAUCUACAAUAUUACCACGCUGUCGCAGAACCUGAGCGAGGCCGGAGGCGCAGGAGGACCAAGUUUGACAAAUAUCAAUACAUGAUUCUUAUAGAGGCCUUCCAAACAGACCCCUAUCCUGGAAUUACUGUCAGAGAAGAACUGGCCAGAAAAACACAGAUUCCCGAGCCACAAAUCCAGGUUUGGUUUCAGAACCGGAGAGCUCGUAUACCGAAGAGAAGCCAGAGGAGGCCCAGCGUGGAGGCAGCCUGGGCGCAGACCCCGAUCCUAGGCCCCGGUCAGUGCGGUGUGCUGGCCCCUGACUACUCCUGCCAGCAGGGCUUCCCAGGGGUCCCGAGCAACGUGGGCAGCUUCUCUUGGGAAUCGGGGGUCGCUUCGGGCCAAACUCUCCUCUGGGGGCACGCUGGUGUCCCGGGCGCCAAUGUGGCCCCCGCUGACCAGGAGAUGGCAGUCAGCGCGCCGGGCCAGCCUUACGCAGACGUCCCUUGCUCUCUGACCUCGGGCUCAGCACUGCUUCCAGGUCCCACUUGCCACCAGCCCUUGCCGCACCUGGAAGCUGACAGUGCUGGGCAAGUUCGUUCCGGGGCACCGGGCUUGCUCUUCGCGCCCGGGGCCUGGGUCCUGCGGGAGCCAGGGCCGCGCCUUCCCGCCGCAGAGCAGCAGCCGAGGUGGGGCUGGGAGCCAGGGGAGGCGCCUGGGUGCUCGGGGACCUGGGACGAACCCUCUCCGUCCCCGCCCCAGCAGCUCUGGCCCCACCCCGCGUCCUGGGCUCUUUCCUGGCGGCAGCCACAGCCACAGCCUUCGCAGGGUCUCGCUGAGCGCUAGGAGCAGAUUCAUUCUCUUCCUCCUGAAUCCAACCCGCGCGGGAGGCCCCAGCAUCCCCGCCCCAGCGGCGGCUGUGGGGUCUGCACCUCUCGGGGCUGCACAGCAAACCCCUGGAAAUGACCUGUCAGUGUCGGGCGAUGGGAGACAGAUGAACCACGCUAGGGCUCAUCGUGAGAGUUCACGUUAGGGAAACUGAAGAGGAAUAUCACGAUUUAUAUAACUUUGUCAUAGAAAGGGUCCCAGACGUACUUUUCAGGGAAAUGAAGCUGUUAGGGCGGAAGGGCCUCGGGGUGCAUGAGACCUAGGGGUUUUCCUUAGAUAGGAUAAGAAAGGAUUGACUUUAUAAACUCGUCUGUCCUUCCAUUUAUUAACCGUGUAAACAUGGAGCACUUACAAUGUACAAGGUCCACUAGAGAGAAGGGGCACGGCAAGGUGAGGACAACUUCGUAGAAAUGUAUUAUUUUGUAAUCAGUAAAGAGCAAUGAUUUCUACUCGCCA